Molecule: messenger RNA, 2593 nt
Organism: Stomoxys calcitrans (stable fly)
Lineage: Eukaryota; Metazoa; Arthropoda; Insecta; Diptera; Muscidae
Gene: slp2
Product: fork head domain transcription factor slp2
Exons: 1
Coding region: 363-2138 (591 amino acids)
Biological process (GO): regulation of transcription by RNA polymerase II
Cellular component (GO): nucleus
Molecular function (GO): DNA-binding transcription factor activity; sequence-specific double-stranded DNA binding
Source: RefSeq, a predicted model, not a curated record
UACAAAAAUCAUUGCACGUAAACGGACGUAAACGUCAUAUAGGCAACGCGCGCAAUACUACUACACAGACCAUAAAAGACGGGGGGAUUGCGUAAAACGAUCUUUCUGAUUGUCAAGAUUUUAGAGAAUAAAAAGAAAAUUAUAAUAAAAAAAAAGAUAUUCCCUCAAUGAAAAAUUAGAAUUUAAAAAAAUGGUUGUAAAAAAGGAUUUUGUUUAAAUUGUUUUUUAUAAAAAAGAAAAAAAAAACAAACAAAGCUUUUCUUAAGGCUUUGCAUUUUGAAGCUAAAAAUUUGUAAGCGCCGCGUGUGUACGUCUAACGUGUAUUUUGAGUGUGCGUGCGUGUGUGUCAGGCUAGAAAAAACAUGGUUAAAAUCGAUGAUCCAUGUAGUGUUGUUGAAAGAGUUUCAGAACAUCAUAAUCAUCAUCAUCAUCACCACCACCAAAAUCAUCAUCAUACACAGCAGCAGCAACAACAACAACAGCUACAGCAGCACCAGCUGCAGACACCCGGUCACCAUAAUCAUCAUCAUCAUCAGCAAACGCAUCUGACGGUACAGCCUUCGUUGGCCUCGCCGCCAGUGCAACAUCAGCCUAAUCCUCCUACCCCGCCACCCAGCGCACAUCUUCCUACGCUACAGCAACAUCAACAACAACAACAACAACAUCAUCAACAUUUGCAACAAUUGCAUCAGCAGGCCCUCAUCGAUACUCACAACCAACUGCAGCAGUUCUAUAAAAUGGCUCGUACUCCCCACCUCAAGUCCAGUUUUUCCAUAAAUGCCAUCUUACCCGAGACCGUGGAGGACAAUCACCCGCACAAGCAUUCUAACAAUGAUCAUCUAAGAGCACCCUAUACCAAUCUCUGUGAUGAGGGGGAAGUACCAGAUGGCGAUUCCGAUUUGGAUGUGACCAGCAUGUCUCCACCACCGCCUACCGACGGCAGUGAGCUCAGCAUACACAGCAAUGAAGGCCAUGCGGGGCAUCAUGUCAAUACCCACCACGACCACCAUACUCACCCUCAGGAUGAGGACAGUGAUCUUGAGGAAGGCCUAGAUCCCGAUGUGGAGGAUGAGGAGGGCGAUGUUGAUGCCGAGGUCACUGAGGGCGAGGGUGAUAACGAAAGCAAAGAAGGCGGUGAGGGCGAAAAAACCGUCACCGACAAGAAGGGCAAUGAGAAACCUCCGUACAGCUACAAUGCCCUCAUCAUGAUGGCCAUCAGACAAAGUCCCGAGAAACGUUUGACCUUGAACGGCAUCUAUGAGUAUAUCAUGACCAAUUUUCCCUACUACCGUGACAACAAGCAGGGCUGGCAGAACUCCAUACGCCACAAUCUCAGUCUCAACAAGUGUUUCGUCAAGGUGCCCCGCCACUAUGAUGAUCCCGGCAAGGGCAAUUAUUGGAUGCUGGAUCCGUCGGCGGAUGAUGUUUUCAUUGGCGGUUCCACCGGCAAAUUGAGAAGACGCACCACUGCUGCCUCCCGCUCAAGGCUGGCGGCCUUUAAACGUUCCUUGAUAGGGCCCAUGUUUACGGGCCUAGGCUAUCCGCCACAGUUCAAUCAGUUCCUUUACCCGCCUCAGGCAGCUGCCUCUGCGGCUGCCAAUCCCAGCCUAUUGGCUAGCAUGUAUGGUAGAUACAAUCCUUUUGUGCCAAAGAAUCCUGCCUUGCCACCCUCGCCGUUUGCGACAGCACGUGUCAGUCCUGCCAUGGCUGCAGCGGCUAAUUACAGCAACAUGGAGCGCCUGUUAUCGGCGGCCAUGCCACCACAAACUCAUCCUGCGGCAGCGGCGGCUGCUGCAGCUGCCUCCCUACCUGCCUCGGAUCUCUAUCAGCGUUUGCAAUAUCAACAAUUGUUGCAGCAACAUGCGGCGGCUGCUGCCAUAGCAGCCCAUCAGCGGCAUCAACAGCAGCAGCAGCAACAACAACAACAACAGCAGCAACAACUAUCCGCUUUGCAUCAUUUGGCCAGUCCGCCGGGUCAUCAGCCUACGGCGGGUCUGCAUCAGCCCCUGCAAGUUUUGACGCAUUUGGGGCAACCCGCAUCACCUUCCCACUCGAUAUCACCCAGUGCAGCGGCGGCAUCAUCCCCACCCACCGGCCCCAUACUCAAACCGGUGACUGUGGUCUCACGAAACAGCUGAGUUUUUGUAAGUUUCUAUAGUCUAAGGUGUUGUUAUUAGGCCUUAAGUUGACCAUAACUAGAGUUUCAGUGUAAAUAUGAGUCUAGCCGUUGUUGUAUUAACGGCCUUAAGAAGUUCGUUUGCAGGCGAUUUGUUGGACGAUAAAUGGAACUUUGUUGAAGAAACAAAAAAUGAGGAAAGAACUUUUGGCGUUUUUAAGGGAUUUUUGUAUUUAAUGACCAUCACCAUGAAAAGGAAACUUGUGGGAAAAGUGGUAAAAUGGUAAAAAAUCGAAUUAAUUUAAAAAAUUAGAAUUGAAAAAAGGUAGAAAUCUUAAAAAUAGACCAAAUGCCCGAUAAUAAAUUUCAAACUGAAAAUCUGGUGGAAGGAAAAUUAAGACAAUUUUUCCAAACUUUUGCUUUUUAGGCUCCAAAUUGUUCAUAAAAAAGACAUUUGGCCUAAACUUAUCAGACCCC